This is a messenger RNA of Medicago truncatula (barrel medic), 666 nucleotides long. Its product is annotated as glycine-rich RNA-binding protein 2, mitochondrial. Lineage: Eukaryota; Viridiplantae; Streptophyta; Magnoliopsida; Fabales; Fabaceae. The coding region runs from base 63 to 401 and encodes 112 amino acids. The transcript has 4 exons. The record is from RefSeq and is a predicted model, not a curated record. Gene Ontology annotation, molecular function: RNA binding.
CGAGUUGAGACUGAGUUUCUACCUCACGAACCCGUUAUUCCCCUUUCCUGACACUGUUCCGCAUGUUCGUUCAUCUUACUUCCUCCAAAUUAAUAGCCACGAUAGCAAAUACUAGGACUCUUCCUCAAUUGCUCCUAUGCGUGCGCCAUCAUUCAUCUACCAAAUUGUUCAUCGCAGGGCUUUCCUAUAACACGAAUGAAACUGUCCUAAGAGACACCUUCGAACAACAUGGGCAAAUCAUUGAAGUUAAAGUAAUAUGUAACCACAGGACUGGAGAGUCAAAAGGGUACGGAUUUGUGAGGUUCAAUUCUGAAACUGCAGCUGCCACAGCUCGCAAAGAAUUGCACGGCCAGAUAGUGGAUGGUAGACGUAUUCGAGUGGGUUAUGCACACAAAGGGUAACCACCAAGUAUUUCAAGCAAUUCACAAGACUCCAGCAGCUACAACAAAUUCAAACUCUAAUUUGAUACUCUGUUUCUGUAUUCUUAGCUUGUAAUCAACUAGCGGAAUUUUGAAUUAAUUUGUUUUGAUACUCACCAAAUGCUAGUUUACUAAUUAGCAUGUUUGGAAUGGUGUUUACAAUGGCUUUCUCGGGUUCCAAUAGUAAAUUAACGUGAAUAUAAAGAAGCUGCAAUUAGUAGCAUUCGGUAAACACACGUUUUUGGUU